AGUGAUGUUUACCCUGCUAGAAGUCACUUUCUUCAAUGACAGCCUUGCCCAGUUCCAGUCUUUAAAGCCUUGGUGGGAUGUUCUGAUGGACUAUUUGGUACUAGCAAUGCUGAUGAUUUCUCUUCUCUCAGGGACUCUAUUAAUCUCUGUUGAUAAAAUGACUUGCCUUCCUCUGAAUAAUAAGCUAAAUGAGACUUCAGCAGUUGUAUCCAAGCUUCGAGAUGUGGAUCAAAUCAUCAGUGAAGACCUUCCUGUGGCAAACAGUCAUCGCUCAAUCAAGCUGGACUACCAACAGUAUCUAUACAUCAGCUAUAUCUGUUAUCAGAAAGUUCUGCCCUGGUUUUUGAAGUAUUUCCCUUACUUUGCACUUGUCAAUUCACUGUUCUUAAUGGCAAGCAACAACUUCUGGUUCCGAUAUCCUAAGACUUCAUCAAAGAUUGAACACUUUUUGUCCAUUCUGAUAAAAUGUUUUGAGUCACCUUGGACCAUCAAGGCUCUCUCUGAAAUAGGUUGCCAGAACUUCCUAGGUACGCGCACAAAUAAUGUUAAGAUGGGGUAUCUAGGACAAUUCAAGUCUCCUUCCCCAUCUCCCAUCCUAGAUUCAAAAGAUCGGGAACUUGGCCAGGCCCUUUUUGAGAAGAUCCGUAGAUUCAGGGCACACACUGAAGGUGGCAGGAUGAUUUAUAGAAUCUAUUUGGGACAAACCAUCUUCAAAACUGCAAAGGUUCUAACUGUGCUAGGUUAUACUUUCAACUGUGUAGGAUCCAUUUCCUUCAAGCAUCUUUGCCUGGCCGACGUACAAAACGUCAUUGGCUACUCUUCAUUCAUCUGUACCCAUAGCCUGGCUUUCAUUCUGCAGAAAUUGAUAGCUACUUAUAUUUUUUUAGUAUUCCUGUAUGGAAUUGUGGGGGUUUAUUCAUUCCUAUGGCUUUUGUGGCAACCACUGCAGAAAUAUUCUUUUAAGCAAGCACAUGAAGACUGUCGUGUCUUUGAUAUCCCAGAUGGACAGAAUGAUUUUGCUUUUUUGCUACACAUGGCUGACCAGUGUAAUCAACUCUAUUCAUGGCGGCUUGCUAAUUUCUUGUCAGCCAUGCACAAGAAUGACAUGCUGGAUGCAGUCUCCAGUGGUAAAUUGGGAACAAAAGAUAAGGCUGGUUCCCAGUAUCCUCCCCUAUCAUCAAAAUAAAACAGAUAUUCUUGUAUGUAAGUGAAUAAGCAUUCUAUUUUACUCCUUGCUAAACGUUAUGCCUUACAAGAAGAGAAAGUUAUUUUGGAAGCAAGUCAUAUGAUAAUAUACCUAGAAUGAAACAUUUAUCCUAAGAGAAAAUAAGUUUAAAAAUUGGUAAGUAGAUAAAUCACCAGGUCGUACAUUGACUAUAGUGGGCUUCGAGUAUAAAAUAAAAGACCUGGUCUGACAGUGGUUAACUUAUGGCCAAGUCCCUCAGCUUAAAAAAAAAAAGAUAUCAGUGCUUCUUAUUUUACAAACAAAAAAGGGAGCAUCUUCCAUAAAUUGAGAACAGGAAAUGGAAGAGGAGGAAGUAGAGGAAUGCCAAUCCUGCUCUUCCAUAGGCAAUAAGUGAAGAGAAACACACUGAACAAAAUUCAGGCUAAAUCUACAGCACAUUUCAUUGCAACCAAUACUGUUACAGAAACUGGAUGGACUACAACAAAAGGGUCAAUUUCUCUGACUAAAAAACCAACAUUGGAAAAGCAUUUUCCCCCCUUUCCUUUUAAGCAUUCGAGAUUUGUCAGUAAAAUGAAGAACAAGUGAUAAAUAUAUAUCAGAGGAAUUUAAAUGAAUAACUCUUACCAUAGGAUCUGAUUUUAUUUUUAAUUACUAACAUGAUUACUAUGAGAGAUUAUGGGAAGUGGGAAAGUCAUGGAAGCAACAUUGGAUAUAAAGCAUCAAGAGAUAAGAAAGAAUUUGGUAAUAAACAACAGCUAAGCCCAGGCUGCAAAAGGCCUAGGAAGAAGAAAUUGAUGGUUCAAAGACACAUAAAUCUUAAUCAACUAAUGCAAGAAGACUGGGAACUUGCUGCUAUUUCCAAGAUUCUCCAAUUUACUUUCAGUCCUAACAUUAAACACACUUU
Molecule: messenger RNA, 2090 nt
Organism: Thamnophis sirtalis
Lineage: Eukaryota; Metazoa; Chordata; Lepidosauria; Squamata; Natricidae
Source: RefSeq, a predicted model, not a curated record